Spirometra erinaceieuropaei is the source of this 381-nucleotide messenger RNA. The record is from the annotation of a GenBank genome assembly. NCBI's taxonomy places the organism in Eukaryota, Metazoa, Platyhelminthes, Cestoda, Diphyllobothriidea, Diphyllobothriidae.
AUGCUGAGACAACUACAACUACGCUGGAGCGGCCACCUCGUACGGAUGGACGACGACAGGCCACCCAAAGGACUCUUUUAUGGACAUGUCGCGCCGAGUUCACGCCGACAACGAGGUCAAGUCUGGGGCUACAAGGAUACUCUGAAAACCUCUCCGAAGCGCCUGCAGAUCAACCCGGCCAACUGGGAAGGCCUCGCCCAGAACCGACAUACAUGGAGGAGAAAAGUGAAUACAAGCGUUGCAAUCUUCGAAGCUAACCGCAUCACCGCCGUCAAAGCCAAACGCGAGACACAAAUCUCAACCGCCGCCGCCUCACAACGUCAACGCCUAACCGCCUCCAACGUGUCCAUGAUGGCAACGGACAUUAUUCGCGCCGAUUAG